AUGGGCAGCCCACCACAAACAAACCCCUCGUUCGUCCUUCGAGCUGUCAAGGAUGUCGUUUUUGAAGACCGUCCAGUUCCAACUUUGAAAGACCCAUGGGAUGUACGGGUGCAGAUCGCGCAGACGGGAAUCUGUGGAAGUGAUGUGCACUACUGGCAGCGAGGACGGAUUGGAGACUUCGUCCUUGAAUCUCCGAUUGUUCUCGGGCAUGAAAGCUCGGGCACCGUUGUAGAGGUUGGAUCUGCAGUCAAAAACCUCAAAAUCGGAGACCGAGUCGCGAUCGAACCAGGCGUGCCAUGCAGACACUGUGAUUAUUGUCGGAGCGGGUCGUAUAAUCUGUGUCCAGACACGGUUUUUGCAGCAACUCCUCCCCAUGAUGGAACCCUCUCCAAAUACUAUAUCACGCAGGCCGACUUCUGCUACCCGCUGGCAUCCCACAUGGAUCUUGAAGAGGGUGCACUGGUCGAGCCAGUCGCAGUAGCAGUUCAGAUCGCCAAAGUAGGCAACGUCAGACCGAAUCAGACGAUCGUCGUAUUUGGAUGUGGUCCUAUCGGUCUGCUCUGUCAGGCAGUGAGCAAGGCGUACUCAGCUCGGAAAGUGAUCGGUGUGGAUAUCAGUCAAUCGCGUGCGGAUUUUGCACGUACAUUUGGUGCCGACGAUGUAUUUGUGCCGCCUCCUAAGCCAGAUGGGAAGGACAGCUGUGCUUGGAGCGAGGAGCUGGCAAGGGUUAUGAAGGAGAAGUUCGAUCUGGGCGAAGGGCCGGAUGUGGUACUUGAAGCCACAGGAGCUGAGGCAUGUAUCCAAACAGGCGUCCAUCUUACCAAGAAAGGGGGCACCUACGUGCAAGCUGGAAUGGGACGAGAGAAUGUCGUCUUCCCCAUCACCACUGCCUGCAUUCGCGACUUGACCAUCAGAGGCUCUAUUCGCUACACAGUUGGGUGCUACUCAACAGCUGUUGAUCUCAUUUCCAGUGGCAAGAUUGAUGUGAAGCGACUUAUCACUAAUCGAUACAAGUUCGAACAGGCCGAGGAUGCUUUUGAACUGGUGCGGCAGGGAAAGGAGAGUGUGAUCAAAGUAAUCAUUGAGGGCGUUACUGCAUGA
Messenger RNA from Penicillium canescens, 1101 nucleotides. Its product is annotated as NAD(P)-dependent alcohol dehydrogenase. Bases 1 to 1101 code for a protein of 366 amino acids. The transcript has 4 exons. The record is from RefSeq and is a predicted model, not a curated record. Lineage: Eukaryota; Fungi; Ascomycota; Eurotiomycetes; Eurotiales; Aspergillaceae. Gene Ontology annotation, molecular function: zinc ion binding; L-iditol 2-dehydrogenase (NAD+) activity. Gene Ontology annotation, biological process: D-sorbitol catabolic process.